Guyanagaster necrorhizus is the source of this 1260-nucleotide messenger RNA. RefSeq lists its product as uncharacterized. The transcript has 2 exons. NCBI's taxonomy places the organism in Eukaryota, Fungi, Basidiomycota, Agaricomycetes, Agaricales, Physalacriaceae. The coding region runs from base 52 to 1146 and encodes 364 amino acids. The record is from RefSeq and is a predicted model, not a curated record.
ACCCUUGACCGGUCCGGCGGCAUUCGACUUUAGGGUGUGUCUUUACUCGCUAUGACCACUCCCUUGUCUUCUACGAAUAUGCCCAACUCUUUUCUCUUCGAUACCAAUGAGCCACUUUACGCGACCACUGGCGCGUCACAAUCCAACAUCCUCCAACCAAAGAAUGGAAGAAUCACGUCUGCUCGUCAAAGUGCUACAUCACCUUUCUCCUUCCAUCCAUCUUCAAAGCAGGAUUCCCUAUUCAGUGCCUUUUCGUCAUCAAUAUCUACGACAAACACAGAACCAGCCGGUAGUCACAUUGCAAUGUCGCUCUGUGACCAAAUCUUCACCUUUAAUCUGCAAUGUCUGGAGCCUGAUCCAAGGGAAAUCAUCGAGCUGCUGAAGCUUACCGCCAGCGACAAGGGAAACUGGGCGCUUGUUGGUCUACACUAUCGACGCGUUGGGAAUCCUUCAGCGGCCAUCACAGUGAUAACCACCAUGGUAAAAGAAAUGACCAGACAUCAAAUUCCAGAUACCCACCUCAAACCUGCAUUCCUCUUCCUUGCCAGCUGCGAAACCGAACUCAGUAAACAGACGAAACAGGACGAUGCCACCAGUACCGCCCAGCAUCGCCAGAACGCACAGAAGUGGCUGCAGAAGGUGUAUGGCAUCUUUUCAGACAGCAUCGUAGAAUCCUCAAAGCCACCCGUACCCUUUGCACGCCAGCCCUCUUUGCCAAAGAAGACAAAGAAUAAACCUCAGAAUCACUCCCUCUCAGUUCCUCGUCUACAUGCGGAAUUGCCUCCGAGACCACAAAACGUUUAUCAAAAAAUCUUGGAGCGAGAAAUUGGCUCUCUUAGAGACCGGCAGGCUGUGCAGGCUAGUAUCCUUUCCGAAGUUCGCUCCUGUAAACGGCAGUUGGAGGAUGAUAUCACCUAUGAACGCGAAACGCGACGGCGAAUGGAACGAGAGCUUGAUACUCUUCGAAGGGAAAGAGACUCGGCCCGGCGGUCCGAAGCAUAUGCUGUGGAACAGAUGAUGAAGGAAACGGAGACCCGACGAAGGAUGGAAGAGAUUGUGGAUAGGGAGAGGCAGCUGAGGCGGGAGACUGAAGGAAGGUUGUACAUCUCAGAGCACGGUCACUUGAACCUUUCCCUGGAUGCAUAACGGAUGCAGCUUUUGUUUGCAUUUUUAGACUUCAUGAUUCGAACUCUCUGUAGUAGAUUGCUACCUAGACACUGUCCCAGCUUAGCCAAAUACAGAAACUGUACAGUUUACGGC